Messenger RNA from Bombyx mandarina (wild silkworm), 1485 nucleotides. RefSeq names its product putative inorganic phosphate cotransporter. NCBI's taxonomy places the organism in Eukaryota, Metazoa, Arthropoda, Insecta, Lepidoptera, Bombycidae. The record is from RefSeq and is a predicted model, not a curated record. Gene Ontology annotation, molecular function: transmembrane transporter activity. Gene Ontology annotation, cellular component: membrane. Gene Ontology annotation, biological process: transmembrane transport; monoatomic anion transport.
AUGUCUGUCAAGGAAGUUAGCAAUGACAUUAAAAAACCCGAUGCAAUCUUGGGUAUUCGGCAUCUUCAAACUGCAAUGUUAUUCCUGGCAAUGGUGUUGGCAUAUGGAAUGCGAGUCAACAUUAGCAUGGCCAUCGUUGCUAUGACCGACAAGGACAACGAGGAUUCCUUCAAUUGGAGCAUGCAAACCCAAAGCGUGAUCCUCUCCUCGUUCUUUUGGGGCUACGUGGUGCUGCAGAUACCUGGUGGAGAACUGGCAGCUAAAUUCGGAGGAAAAAUCCUGGUCAUCAUUUCACUUGGUGUCAAUUCUGUUGUUUCCAUGCUCAUACCGUUAGCAGCUUAUUAUGGUGGAUGGCAGGCGGUGUGUGCUUGCCGUGUACUCCAAGGCUUAUCCCAAGGAUUCACGUACCCAUCCAUUCACAACCUUAUCGGGAAAUGGGUUCCUCUAGAAGAGAAAAGCAGAUUGGGCACCAUUAUUUACGCUGGUGGUCAACUUGGAACGGCUCUUCAACUUAUGGCAUCUGGUUUCAUAGCCCAGUAUUGGGGCUGGCCCGCCAUAUUCUACGUCAACGGUGCUUUAGGUGCCAUCUGGACAGCAUUCUACGUGUUCCUGGGCUCAGCUUCCCCUCAAACUAGCGGAAUGAUCAGUGAAGAGGAAAAAAUUUACAUACAGACCUCUUUGGGACAAGUUGGGGAACCAAAGAAAUUCAAGACGCCUUGGCUGACAAUAUUUACGUCAGUCCCCUUCCUGUCGCUGGCUAUCGUGCAUUGUUGCCAAGCAUGGGGCUUUUGGACUCUGAUGACGGAGAUGCCGUCGUACUUGAAGCAAGUUCUCGGAGUCGAUAUCAAAGCGAAUGGCGUCAUGUCGGCUUUACCUUACCUUGCUAUGUACCUGUUGAGUUUUCCAUUUGGUUUCCUCUCAGAUUACGUACUGAAGAAGGAGUUGAUCAGCAUCACUGCUACGAGGAAAUUUAAUAAUUCAGUUGGAUUAUUUGGACCGGCGAUAGCUCUAAUUGGCUUGUCAUAUUCACCGGCUGGUAACGUCACGAUGGCCGUUCUAAUUCUCACAGUGGUGGUUGGGUUGAAUGCUGGGCAUCUAACAGGCUUUAUGUUGGUGCACAUUGACAUGGCUCCCAACUUCGCUGGCACAUUGAUGGGCAUCACCAACUGUGUUGCCAAUAUUGUAUCGAUAAUUGCGCCCUUAGCCGCUGGAGCAGUACUGAAAGACGAAACGGACGCCAACGAGUGGCGCAAAGUGUUCUAUAUGGCUUCCGCAUUGUACAUCGUCGGUAAUCUGCUGUUUAUUUUCUUCGGGACCAGUGAGAGGCAGAAAUGGAACGAUGUCGAUGAAAAUGAGUCAAAGGAUACGACUUCAGAGCAGAGAAUAGAAAAAGUUGUAUAAUUACGAAGAUAUUAAUUAAAAAUAAAUAAUUAAUUUAAUAGUUAAUUGUGUAAUAUUUGUUAAUGUACCUGAUCACAAAUUUUA